Molecule: messenger RNA, 3997 nt
Organism: Bolinopsis microptera
Lineage: Eukaryota; Metazoa; Ctenophora; Tentaculata; Lobata; Bolinopsidae
Product: myosin heavy chain, skeletal muscle-like
Exons: 23
Coding region: 286-1803 (505 amino acids)
Cellular component (GO): myosin complex; bicellular tight junction
Source: RefSeq, a predicted model, not a curated record
ACUGACUGCUGAGUAUUCUUCACUCUGCUCUUUGUGUCGGUCUAGGUUCACGCUAUUGAUUAAUAAAAUAAGUUUGCUGCACGAAUAUAUGUUUGGAUACGCGGAAAAGUUUUGAUAAUUGUGUAGUUCCUUGUUGGACUUGGUCAGCACACAUUUGCUUAUUUGGUGCAGUGUGGUUUUGCUGGAAACCUGUUUGUGGUACUUCGUGUGGCAGUGAGUGCAGUUCUUAGUGACUACUAAAGUGUUUGGAGUGUGACUACAGUGACUACAGUGAUUACAGUGACUAUGGAUCUUCAGAAGCUGGAUGCUCAUGUAACGCUAGAUGAAGACAAACCUGUCGUCUCCUUACAGGGAGAGUUAAAGAAAGAGGAGGACGUUAGAGAAAGGGAGGAGAAAGCACUUGUUGAAGUACAGAAUGCAAAUUCAAACAGAAGCAGGGUGGAAAAGCUUGAGAAGCUUAUAAAGGCCAAAGAGAACAGUAUCAAAACAUUUAUUACAAAGAACGAUGCUCUGACUUCAGAAUUGCUGGGGGUCAAAGAAUUGCUCUAUGAGAAAGAUAUGGCUUUCAGAUCAGUUAGUGACUCGCUGAAUGUGGUAGUAGAGCGGUGUAAUCACAAGUCUAAACAAGUCCAAGGGCAACUUGAGACUAACGAUGAGCUGACUGAUCACAACGCGAUGUUACGAUCUGACGUAGAUAUUUUGAAAAGAAAAGUGUCAGAUCUUGAAAGUGAGGUUGUUGAUUACGAGAAACUGAACGAAGAAAACAACGACGCGUACAAAAACCAAAAGCAGCUACUCAGGAAAAGAGAGGAAGAACUUCUAGAACUUCGGAGUGAAUUCGAAGAAAAAAUAGACAGGCAGUCAGAGUCGACAGCUUCAGUUCGAAAGAAAGCAGACCGGUGCUUGAACGAGAGCGAGCAGACGAAGGAUCAGCUGAAGAAAAUGAAAGAUAAAUUAGAGAAGGAAAGAGAGACCCAUUUUGAGGAGAUCCAGAGUCUCGAAAUGGAGAAGAACGAACUGAUUCAGAAGCUGAGCAGUUCAGAUAAUCUGCUUAAGAAAUCCCGGGAGGAGUACCUGUCCACGGCCAACAACCUGACCUUCACGGAAGCCGACUUCCAUGCCCUUCAACUUAAAUUCAACAGUCUGACCAAGGACCACGCCUCAAUCAAGAGUGAUCUCCAGAGUCACGAACAGAAAGUUACUACUCUCACUACCGAGAAUAAAACCUUGAAGAAAAAGAUGGACAAUUUAGAGAUCGACCAUGAUACUCUAGUUCAACAAAGAGUUUCGCUCAAUAACAGAAUUCAAAAUCUGCAAAGAGAGAUUGAAGAUGAGAAGGAUAAGGGGUUGAAGAACAACCAAAUAAUUGAGGAUCUAAAGAGGCAGGCACAGCUGUAUCUGAAUGAUCUGAACCUUUCCAACACACGCUCCACUGAGUUCGCCAAGUCUACUCUGGAAGAAGAGGAAGACUUGCGGAGGAAGUGGCAGAACAGAAUGAAGGAAUCCGAAGACGAGAUUAAUCGGUUAACUGCAAAAUUAAAACUAUCAGAAAAGAACAGAGCCGAGCAAUGCGCGGAUCUGGAGCAGCUUAACUACGACCUCAACAGCACCAACAGAAAUAUGGUGUCAUUGGAGAAAAAGCACAACAACGCUGAGAUCAUGUUGGAAGAGCAUGUCUCACUCGAUCAGGAGAACAGAGAGAAGAUAGAAACCAUGAAGAGGAGGAAUGACAGACUACCAGAACCAGAUAGGAGCUCUGAAGCAAGAGAAGGAGGUGGACAUAAGACAGCAGAGAGAUCUUAGGAACAAGAUCAAGACUCUUCAGGAUAGGGUGGAGGAUCUCGAACAUGAAGAGGAGUGUUCGGAGAGAAAGACUCAAGAGAUGGGAAGGCAAGUGAUGCGUCUUCAAGAACAAUUAGAAAUGGCUAAUGGUGCAAUAUCUGAACUCACUGAGGAUGUUGAGAAAGCCAACCAUAGAGCUGAUAAAACACACAAAGACAGUCUCCUUGCUAUGGAACAGAAAACAAACAUUCUGGCUGAGAAAGAUGACGAGAUAGAGAUGGUAAAGAAGACAUGUCGGGGAACAAUAACCCUCCUUAAAAACCAGCUGGAGGCUGCUGAGCAGGAGAUCAACAAACUAAUUCUGAUUAAGAAAGAAUUGGAAGGCGAGAUCAUGCUACUACAGGAUGACUUGGAUGAAGCUGAGGCCACUGUAAAUGAACUUAACAACGAGAUACCUCGCCAGCAGGACAUCUUAGAGCAGUUGAACAUGAGUCUGGGUGAGGCUACAGCACGUUGUGAAGCGUUACAGGACGCCCUGGUCCGAGCUGACCUCAAGUGUACCCAGCUUUCAACACGGAAUGACGAGCUAGAGGACCACGUGAAGCAGGGUGAGACACAGAAGCGCCUGACUGAUCAAGAUAACAUCGACCUCCACAACAAGAUAUCAGAACAGUCAGCCAAGGGAGAAGCUCUGUUGGACACCAUCGCUAAAGUGGAGGCUCAGCUGGAGAUACAGUCCGGUUUGAUGGAGGCGAUGGAGGCAGAUAAGAGCAACUGGGAGCUAGAGAGACGUAAAAUGAGGGAACUGAUCACUACGCUGGAAGCUGAUAAUCAGCAUCUUGAGGAGGUCAGAGUUGGUCUGGAAUGUUCCGAAAACAAGAUCAAGUCCCGUCUCAGGGAGGCUAUAUCAGAACACGAUGACGCCAUCAAGAGUGUGAAGAACACCCACCGAGCGAGAACACGUGCUCUGGAGAGCAGAGUAGCGGAACUAGAGGGGAACCUGGAAGAGGAGACCGAGAGGAGGACUCAUUUAGAGAAGGGACUGAAACGAUUGGAACGACUCCUAAAAGAGUUGGAGAUCCAAGCGAUGGAAGAUACCCAGACGAUUGAAAGACAGGUGGAUCAGAUAGCUAGUGUUAACAACAGAAACAAACAGCUCAAAACUCAGUUCGCUGAUGCAGAAGCACGCAUUAUAUCGCUGCAACAGAAACUCCGAAAGUUGACGACUGAGGUUGAGGAUAGUGAGGGAAGGAAACGCUACCAUGACUAAAAUGUUGAGCACACCUGCUAGUCGUUGUACUUCCCGACAAUCGAGAGCCACGUUCCGAUCAUCCCGGCCGGAGACUGCCAUGUCAUGGGACAUGGAAGGGACGCAGGAUCUGAACCAAGUUCUGAACGAUAAGCUGUAUACACAAAUGAUGAGGAACAGUGUUAUGGGAAGCAGGUCCGUAAGUAGACUGAUCAGCCCGGAGGUAGAGUCAAUCAUGAUGUCUGGUCGAAACAGCCCGGUUGGACCCCUGUCCAUCCUCUCCGGACGAAACAGUCCAGCUUCCCAAAGAGCUGCAUCUCCUGCUGGGAGCAUCAGAAACUUCCAGUUUGAGGACAACUUGUUGACCAAGGAUUAUGAGAUUGAAGGCGAGAGUAAAACAGAAAGUGAAAGUAAGCCUGAAUGCGAAAAUAAGGAUGUCGACGAGAGUAAAUCAGAUGAGGCAAAGCCGAUUGUGUCACCAGAGGAUAAAGUUCCAGAAGUUAUUUUGACAGAGGAAGAUGUGAAGAAACCAGUAGAUUUUGCAAAAGAAGAGGGAUGUCAAGUGAUUGGUGAGAAGGCACUAUGGGAGAAGGAAAUUAUUGUACCAGAGAAUGAUCAAGAAAAUGCACCAAAAGCAGUAAAUGGGCACUAAAUUUACAAGCACUUUCAAUGGACCGGGAAAAAUUGAAUGGGGACUUUCAAAAUGGCGGAGGGGAAAUUAUUAUUUGAUAAUGAUAGUAAUAGUAUGAUUAUGAAUAUUUUACAAUGGUUUUAUUUAAAACUAUUUAUUAUUUGAAUUUUAGGGAUCAGACUAGACGACAAGAUAUGGACAAAUAUUUACAAUCUAGAUUAAUUAGACGAAGGCACCCAGUGACUAUGAUUUGGUAAUAAUUUUUGUGAAUGAGAUUGCGAUUUUUUCUGUAUUUGAGUUAUGAAUUUGAAUGAAGAAUAUUUUAUAUUUCUCAA